UCAAACGCUUUCCCAUGAUACUGAACGGCUGCCGCAUAUUGAAACUUGGUCCCUUUUCUUUUCAUUGAUACUCCAGUGAAACUUGCAGCGCAAAACCCGGACCCGCUGACUUUUUAAUAACCGCCCACACGGCCGGACAGGGACCCAAAAAGAAGACUUUGUUCGGGGAAAGCCGGACAUAUGGGGGUGGAGGUUCGGUACGUGUGACUCAUAGCAGAUGGAUAUAAAGCGCAUGCAGUUAGUGCACAGAACCGUAUACAAGCGCCAAGCAGCAAUAGUAACAUAAUGGUCACGUUAAUAGUGGUGUUCUAUCUUCUGUCGUCGUUUCUGACAAGCGGCGUUAGUACCCAGGCUGCACACUUUUACAAGUGGAAGGAUGACGUGACGGGAGAGCCCGUUACGUGCGAGCGGUGUCCCCCUGGGAUGUACGUAGUGAAGCACUGCGGCCGCUCUACGAGAACUCAGUGCGCGGCGUGUCCCGAUAUGCACUACACGGAGUACUGGAACUACGUGGAGCGCUGUCUCUACUGCAGCGUCUUCUGUACGGCGGAGCAGUACGAGAAAGUUAAAUGUAGCCCAAAUCAAAACAGAGUGUGUGAAUGCAAAGAUGGAUUUCACUCGAAUAGUGGAUUUUGUGAGAGGCACCGUGUUUGUCCUGCUGGAGAAGGUGUAAUAGCAAAUGGCACUGUGCAAAUGGACGUGAAGUGUGCACCAUGCUCAGAGGGCACCUUCUCCUCAAAGCCCUCCAGCACAGAGAGCUGUCAGAUGCACUCUAAGUGCAAAUCAGGGGAGACAGCUAUUCCAGGAAACUCCAAGCAUGACACUUUCUGUACUACCUGUAAUAUUUCCAUGAAUGGCACUGUCCAAGACAGGGCAGUUUGCGACAAAGCUGUCAUUGACUACCUCAGCCUGCAGAGUCUCUCUGCAAAGAAGCUCCUUAAAUUGAAGAAGGAUGCUAGGAAAAUCUUGGAUGAAAGCACAAGCAACAUGUCUUUGACAGAGCUACUCGUCUUAAUUCAGAAAAAAUACCAUGACCAUAUAUUUGUAAAUAUCGUGCGGGAACUUCUGAAAAAAGCAAACCUUCACACUUUGGAACACAAAGUUAGGAGAUGGUUUUCAGAUGAGACUAACAGGGAAUGGCGUGAAUGGAUGCAUAGACUUUACAUUGACUAGACUUCUGUUUCCAGUCAGUGCUUCUCCAGAACAAAUUAAUUUCAAACAUUUAAUAAUAUUAUCACCCCAGUUAUGGGGUGAUAGUCAUUCCAUACCUCUGUGGUUGUGUAUUUGAAUAUGGUUCUACAAUUGUGUGUGUGGAGUUAGCAGAAUGGACAUGUUUACAUUGUGUGAAAUUGUCAGCAUAACUGCACAUUAAUUUUAAUUGAAGAGCAAAUUUCCAAAAGUCCCUUAGUUUUACUUGUUUAUGAGAUGAGACCAUCAAUGACCUGAAGUCAGGAUUUCUAAUAUGUUAUGGUUAAGUCCACAGAAGUUCUCAAACAGGUAUCCCAUAGACUGAGUGAGUUGUGGAAAUUUGCUUUUGAAUUAGAAUCUAUCAGUAGUGUCACUGUCAUUUAACCAGAUGUAAUAUUUUCUUGUGAGACAUUUCUUCCGAGCUUAAUUUAUUCAUCUUGUUAUAUUUUUAUCAAAAUAUUUUUAUAUAUUUGUACAAAAAUAUUGAACAUACCUUCUGAUACAUUGUCACAUGAAGACAAAGUUUGAUAAAAAUUCACCUCUG
Messenger RNA from Paramormyrops kingsleyae, 1732 nucleotides. RefSeq names its product tumor necrosis factor receptor superfamily member 6B. Lineage: Eukaryota; Metazoa; Chordata; Actinopteri; Osteoglossiformes; Mormyridae. Gene Ontology annotation, molecular function: protein binding. The record is from RefSeq and is a predicted model, not a curated record.